Cryptomeria japonica (Japanese cedar) is the source of this 2209-nucleotide messenger RNA. RefSeq names its product sugar transporter ERD6-like 6. Lineage: Eukaryota; Viridiplantae; Streptophyta; Pinopsida; Cupressales; Cupressaceae. Gene Ontology annotation, cellular component: membrane. Gene Ontology annotation, molecular function: sugar transmembrane transporter activity. The record is from RefSeq and is a predicted model, not a curated record. The coding region runs from base 470 to 1960 and encodes 496 amino acids. Gene Ontology annotation, biological process: carbohydrate transport; transmembrane transport. The transcript is spliced from 19 exons.
UAUUAGUAUUACCCAAGAAGCAUCCUGCAUACCCAUGAGCUUCUUCAUAUCCAUUCACCAUGACUUUCAUGACAUGAAUCAUCAAACCUAAUCAUCCUUAUCCGAAAACACAGAGAAAGUUUGUUCCUAUGUUCUUGCGUUCCGUUAUUAAAGCCUCCAUUUUUGAAUGCCAACUGUCUCGCCUUACUCCAUCUGUCUCGAGUCUCAUUAAUACAUAAAUUCUCUAUAUUUCUUUCAUUAGGAUCAACGAAUUUCUCUCCCCACCUCUUGAAAUUGAAGGUCUACAUUCAGAAUUGUCAAAGCAGCAGCAACCAUUUUUUCCGAAUUCAGAAUUGUCAAACAGCCAUAUUGCUGCUCUCAUCAUUUUACGCUGGAAUUGAAAGUAAUAUUGAAAGAGUGGAUUUCGAUCGUGCAGACUGGUAAACUUGCACAGCAUUUGGUCACUGGGGAUUUUACCCUGUAAAGAAAAAUGGGGUACAGGGAUGAUUUGGAAAAGGGAAGCAGGGGUGAAAAUGGAGAUAUUAAAAAGGCCCUGUUAGAGAAAGGGAGCACCCGGCUGAACAAAUCUAAAUCUGGUCGUCAUGGUGGUAAAGGGGCAAGAAAGCCAGAUAUUGGAACCUUCAGAGGAAGUGCUUUAAUUGCAAUAUUAUGUACAUGUAUAGUUGCCUUGGGGCCUAUACAGUUUGGAUUCUGUAUUGGAUACUCUUCACCCACACAAAGUGGGAUCAUGGAUGAUCUUGGGUUAACUGUUUCUCAGUUCUCUUUAUUUGGAUCUUUAUCCAAUGUUGGAGCCAUGGUGGGUGCAAUAAUCAGUGGACAAGUUGCUGAUUAUAUUGGACGGAAAGGGGCAUUACUAGUGGCUGCCAUUCCAAAUAUUCUUGGGUGGCUUGCUAUUUCUUUUGCCAAGGAUUCUUCAUUUUUGUACUUGGGAAGAGUGCUCACAGGCUUUGGAGUGGGAGUCAUCUCAUUCACCGUACCAGUAUACAUAUCUGAGAUUGCACCGAAGCACUUGCGAGGAGGUCUUGGGGCAGUAAAUCAGCUUUCUGUGACAAUUGGUAUUAUGCUGGCAUAUCUAUUUGGACUGUUCCUUUCAUGGCGGUCUCUGGCAGUUGCAGGCAUGAUCCCUUGUGCUCUUUUGGUACUCGGCCUCUUCUUCAUCCCGGAAUCCCCAAGAUGGUUGGCAAAAGUUGGUAAUGAUAGUUUUGAAGCUUCAUUACAGGCACUCCGAGGAUCUGAUAUUGAUGUCUCCCUUGAAGCAAUUGAAAUCAAGAGUAUCAUGGAGAAGAGUAGUCAGCAAAGUAGAAUCAAAUUCUCUGAGCUCUUUGAGCGGAGAUAUGCCCUUCCUCUCACCAUUGGUAUUGGGCUGCUACUUUUGCAGCAAUUGAGUGGAGUUAAUGGUAUUAUGUUUUACAGCACUUCCAUUUUCAAAUCUGCUGGAAUUUCAUCUGCUAAUGCUGCAUCACUUGGACUUGGUGCCAUUCAGGUGCUCACAACUGGUCUUACUGUGUGGCUAAUGGACAAAGCUGGUCGACGUCUCCUCCUUAUGGUCUCAUCAGGAGGCAUGGCCAUAUGCCAUUUCCUUGUUGGUCUCUCAUUUUACUUGAAGAGCCAUAUGGAAGGAGCUUCUCAAUAUGAAACAUUCUUCAGUGUUUUAGCUUUAACUAGUUUGUUGAUUUUCAUUGUUUCCUUCUCACUCGGUAUGGGUGCCAUCCCAUGGAUUAUCAUGUCUGAGAUACUUCCUCUAAAUGUCAAGGGUCUUGCUGGCAGCGUAGCAACACUGGGAAACUGGAUGACAUCAUGGGUGGUGACAAUGACUAUCAAUCUACUUAUGGAAUGGAGCUAUACUGGGACAUUCACGCUAUAUUCUGUUGUGUGCGCCUUCACACUGAUCUUUGUGGUAUUGUGUGUUCCGGAAACCAAAGGGCGAACCCUGGAAGAGAUCCAAGCAUCCUUCAGAUGAGCCGCUACCAUGAAUUCAUCCCUUGGCAAGUGAUGAAGUGGGUCCUAAAUUAGGAUGCACCAUUUCAUCAUCUGUGACUGUAUAUUAUCGAUUCUUUAGGCGUGGGUGUAAAGUAGUGAUUUGUAAUUGAGAACAGUGAUCCUAUUCCUGGUCAUUCCAUCAAAAAGUUGCUUCCCAACCUGGAAUUUUUUGAUUGCAAAUAAUAAUUCCACGUCUUCAAAAUAAAGAUUUCUUUCUUCUUGUUUUCAA